CUGGAAACACGGCGAGCACAACUACAUCAGGAAGUGGCCAAUCUCGUCGCACCGGCUCCAAAACCUCCAUGAGAGGUGGAGCUUCUACUACGACCUCAGCGAGGAGGCAGGAAACGUCGAAAAGCGAAGACAACAUCGACAACGUGUUGCUGCAAGAUUUCAACCUUUGGUUUGGAAACCAGGAGCAGACCAAGCGUGGCUACAUUGUGGAUAUGUACCGGCAGUGCGCGCCGCAGUCCUUCCACACCCCGCCUGGGGAGUUGGAGACCCGCGCGGUCUUGGCAUCCGUGGAUGAUUUCUUGCAAUCUCCCGAAGGGGCGGACCACCAGUCGUAUCUGUUUUUUCGGCAUAAACACACGUACAUGAAAUUGACCAACCUGCAUCUGAAGAUCAGCUAUGAAGAUUUACGGUGUAUCAUUCAUUGCAUUCAGUGGCAAAUGCAGUCUCUGUCGCGCCUGUGGCAGUUGGAAGAGUGGUUGGGUGGGCAGAUUGGUUCGGCAACUUCUCGUCCCGGGGAGGUGCUCCACCUGGAUCAGCAGCAAAACCAGCAAGGCAGCCAAUCCCAGCCAGCAUCGCAGCAGCAGCAACCGACCACGUUGGUACCUAUCGACCGCUACCGCUCCCACGACCUGCAGAUCAAGAGUGCUUCUUUGGAGCUUUUAAACGACUGCGGGCAGGAAGUCGCCUACCCCUUCUUCCGCUUGGAUCUGACCCGGGUGCGCACGCUGUCCGAGUCCAUGAGCUUUUUCGACCGGAGUAUUUUCAAGACCAGGACGGUGCACAAAACCUCUCGAGGUUUGUACGUAGACUUCUACGCGGAAUAUUUCAACCCCGUGGCGGUGUGCUACGAGCCGCUGUGUGAAGGCCUGGACCUGUAUCCACAAAAAGAAACGCAUCCCCAUCCAAUUUGUCAUGCGAAACAUGCAUAAAUUGAUUCGAAUUCCAAUGUUGGUCAUGCAAAAAAUGGAUGGGGGCGGGCGUCAUUUUUUCCUGCAUAACCUGUUUGGCGAGAAGCAGAAGGCGGCGGAAAAGUUUUCGUCGAACACAUCAGCCCAAAACGCCGAAGCCUACGAGGAGGUGCAAACGUUAGCGGACAUCGCCGAUGGCCCGGGGGAUGAGGAACGGCUGCAAAAACGGGCGGCCAGGUACCAGCAAAGGAGCAGUAGAUUCAAUCCCUUUGCAUCUUCCUCCAGUAGAAGUAGGAAUACUGCUGCAAAUGCGAGCAAUUACAGCUCGUCUGAUGCUACCGGGAACAUCAACCCAGACGUUGACUGGGAAACGGCGAGCAUAUCUUCGACG
Messenger RNA from Amoebophrya sp. A120, 1299 nucleotides. The record is from the annotation of a GenBank genome assembly. NCBI's taxonomy places the organism in Eukaryota, Dinophyceae, Syndiniales, Amoebophryaceae.